GUCGGUGAGGGGCUCCGUUUAUAACGUUCGCCUUUUGCUGGUCCCCCUUCCCACCACACGAUCGCGCUGAACACCACCAACAACAGUACAAACCACCAGAGACAGAGCACAUCAAAGAUGGCAACUCCAAUCCCCUCCCACCAACGCAUCGUCCCCGGUAGCGUCAACCUCCCCCCUUACCCCUGGCCCGCCACCGCAAAAGACACAAGCGUCGACCCUGUUUCCAUCGCCGAGUCUGUCACUUCCAAGCUGAAUGGCUACCUCUCCUCGGGUGAUUUCGCCUCAAUCUCCGAGCUCUUCACCGACAACGGCUUCUGGCGCGAUCACCUAGCCCUCUCCUGGACACCCCGCACGAUCAAGACCUCUGCUGCCAUAGCUGAUUAUCUUUCCUCUUCUCCGACCAAGCUCAGUUCGGUACAAGUGGAUCUGACGUCUGAGUUUCGGAAGCCACAGAUUGCGAGUUUCGCUCCGGGGGGCAGUCCGGAUGUGAAGGGGAUUGCGUUUUACAUCAAGUGGGGGACUAGUCUUGGGACGGGAAGAGGGGUGGCGAGGCUUGUUCAGGAGGAUGGAGAGUGGAAGAUUUGGACCAUGUUUACUUGUUUGGUGGAGUUGAAGGGGUGGGAGGAGAAGGUGGGGGCGAGGAGGGAGUUGGGCGUUGAGCAUGGGAAACAAGAAGGGAGGAAGAACUGGAGGGAGAGGAGGGAGGGGGAGCAGGAGAAAGGGGAGGGGGAGGUGUUGGUUAUUGGAGCUGGGCAGUCAGGUCUGACGAUUGCUGCGAGGUUGAAAAUGUUGGGGGUCAAGACAGUGGUCAUUGAUACGAAUGAGAAGGUGGGCGACAACUGGCGGAAGAGAUAUCAUCAGCUGGUGCUGCAUGAUCCAGUGUGGUACGACCACAUGCCGUAUCUCCCCUUCCCUGAGCACUGGCCGGUUUUCACGCCAAAGGAUAAACUGGCCGAGUGGUUUGAGUUUUAUGCCAAGGCGCUCGAACUCAACAUCUGGACUUCUACCUCCCUUAUAUCUAGCAAAUGGGAUGAGGGCACCAAAACUUGGGAGGUGAAGGUGAAUAAGGGGGGCAGAGAGGAGAGGGUUCUCAGGCCGAAACAUAUCGUUUUGUGUACGGGACACUCGGGCAAGAAGUUCAUGCCUGAUAUCAAGGGGCUGAGCGAGGGGGUGUUUAAGGGGUUGGCGGUCCACUCUGCUGAUUUCGCCGGUGCGAAGCAGCAGCAAGAGGGGACUGAAAGAAAGAGAAAGGCGGUGGUGGUCGGGGCGUGUAAUUCUGCUCACGAUAUCUGCCAGGAUUACUACGAGAAGGGGUAUGAUGUCACCAUGGUGCAGAGGUCGUCGACUUGUGUCGUGUCCAACAAGGCGGCUCUCAAGGUUUUGCUGGCGGUGCUGUACGAGGAGGGUGGACCGCCGGUCGAAGACAGCGACAUCUGGCUUCAUGGCUGGCCGAGUGAGGUUAUGAAGAGCAUACAGAUCGAUCUGGCCAGGAUUCAGCGGGAGAUGGACAGGGAUUUGUUGGAAGGGUUGGAAAAGGCCGGGUUCAGGACUGACAAGGGGGUGGAUGAAGGGGGGUUGUUUAUGAAGUAUUUACAACGGGGUGGGGGGUAUUACAUUGAUGUGGGCAUGUCGCAGCUGAUUAUUGAUCGCAAGGUGAAAGUCAAGCAGGGGGAGGAGAUUGAGGAGUUGGUGGAGAAUGGGUUGAGGUUCAAGGAUGGGGAGGUGCUGGAGGCGGAUGAGAUUGUGUUUGCUACUGGGUUCAUGAAUAUGAGAACCCAGGCGAGGCAUAUUCUGGGAGAUGAGGUUGCGGAUAGGGUGGACGAUGUUUGGGGAUGGGAUGAGGAGGGGGAGAUGAGGGGGAUCUGGAAGGGGAGCGGGCAUCCGGGCUUUUGGUUCCAUGGUGGUAAUUUGGCCUUGACUAGGUAUUUCAGUAGGGUGGCUGCGCUGCAGAUCAAGGCGAGGCUGGAGGGAUUGGGGGCCUAAGAUUCAGGGGAUAUCUCGGCUGUGGGUUUACAAGGCAGGCUUCAGGGGCGUCAACACCCAGCAAUCUUGAUUUCUCUUCCAACUCAAGAAAAUCCUCUAGUUGUUCUUUGAAACCCCCCUCACACUAUCCUCCAUCUUGGCCAUGGCUUCCUCAUUCUGCCGCGUCAAAUCCGCCUCGUUGGUGAACCGCCCAGCCUGUGUAAAAAAGACCCUAGCCUUCUUCGGGUCCUCAUGGAUAUCCCUCUCGGCAAAGGCAUAAGCGCGUCCAAGCAUUCUCGCCACGUUAACAACAUCCUGAGACCUCGGCCGCCUAACAGCAUCAUACGCACCCAGUGCCGCCUCAAUCUGGCUCGGCUGCUUCACCCUCUCAAACAAAUGAUCCAGCACCGCAGCAUCCUCCAACGCCUGCGCGGCCCCAUUCCCAGCAAACGGCAGACUAGCAUGAGCGGCAUCCCCCAGCAUGGCCACCCUCCCCUUGAAGUACACCGGCGCAUUAUCAUGAUCCCCCACCGCCCAGCUAGCCGACGUGUCCCUCGCCACCAGAUCCACAAUGGCCCUCGCCUCCGGAGUGUAGUCUUUAUACAACCCGACAUCCAACUCUUUUCUUCGCCCCUCAUCAUUCCCCUUCCCAGGCCCGUCAACCUCCUUCUCGCCCAACGCCGCCCCCCUGACGGCAACCCCAGCGCUCAACCUCGUCCCCUUGUUCAUCGGUAUGCAAUUCACAUGCCCCCUCGGCCCAAGCAAAAUCGGGACCGUCCUCGUAAACCUCUCCUCCACCCCGGCCUCGAUCGCCUCCUUGGUGGUAACCACCGUCCGAUAAACCUGCCACCUGUCGUGAUUAACCGGGUGUCUCGCCGGAUGGUCCUCCCCAACAACAUAACCCCUAACAACCGAACGUAUCCCAUCCGCCCCCAAAACACAAUCCGCCUCCCCCUUUGUCCCAUCCCCAAACUCAAACUUGACCUUCUCCUCCUCCUCCUCCUCCCAAAUCUUUGUCAGUCUCUUCCCAAAGCUCACCUUCUCCCCCGGCACCAACCCGAGCAACCCAGCCAACAGGUCCGCCCGACUGACGCUCUUUCGUCCCUUUGCCCUCCCCAACUCGGCGACCGGUUCUUGGUCAGCUCCCGUGUUGGCGUGAGGCCCACAAGCAAAAAAGAUGUCAGUCGCCAUUUCCGCUUCCGCAUCCUCACCGAUGUUGAUCGCCUUGUCGAGGUAAGCCUGGUGGACCUCCGGUCCAAGAAGCGCCAUGGCCGCGAGGGCGUUGCGGUGGAGGGCCAGGCCGGCGCCGACGUCGGAAUGGGCAGGGACGGCUUCGUAGACGUGGAUGUCGAGGUGGGGUUUUUUGACGAGGGCGGCGGCGAGGGAGAGGCCGGCUAUGCCGCCUCCCAUUAUGGCUAUGGAGAGGGGGUGAUGGGUGGAGCCCAUUUUGAUGAUGGUGGUGGUGGUUUGUUGUUGUGAUGAGGGAAAGGAGAAUAAAGCUGGCGAGUUUUCAAGGUGAUGAUGAGGGAUUGGAAAAGGGGGAAGAGAGUGGAAGGGCAAGCGUCACGUGUCAGAGACAAGAAGCGAGUACCGUUGCCCCUUUUCCUCAACGGGCCCCGAAGGGGGGGCAGAGUCAUUCAUUCACCUAGCGUUGCUCCGGGAGGAACGGAGGAAAUGAUGAGACCGAAAAUCGUGUUGAUAAAAGCUACGGUGCUUCAGUAAGGCAGUCUCGUCUAUCCAAUCCGAAUUCCAAAUGCUGUCGUCAUGUCGUGUCCAAAACCACACCAUCUGUCUGCCAAAUCGUGUCCGAAGAAUGUUCUGUCAAAUUUCCCCACAAGAUCACACCAACCGAAUCUCCCAUCUCCAAGAGAAAACCCCCCUAACCUGAUCAUCAACCCCGGAAGCCACCGUGGCGCGGCCUCCGCCGCGAUUCAAGCGGUAAACUCAUCCCCGGAGUUCUCCACCUUCUUCGGGACCAUGGCCUUUCUGUAAUCGCCAAGUCAGCAUUCUCCAUCACCGCCACCGAUCGUAGAUGUUCAAGAACACUCACAAAACCUUAUCCGCAUCCUUCUCCUUGAACCUCACCUCAACCUCGGCAUUCCCCACCAAAGCCUGCAUCGAAACCUUCCUCUCCGUCGCCCCCCCACACCCAGGAGCCAAACCCCCCUUCUUCCGCGACGCCAUCUGCCCCGGCUUCCCUAAAGGCGAGCCCCAAAAAGCAUCCUCCUCCUCCGCCCUCCUCCCCCUCCCCACAGGCGUAAGGGUAGGAACAGCAUCCUGAGCAGCAACAAACAACUCCGGCUUCUUGGGAGUGGUAGCGGCAUCAAUAACACUCUGAUAAUACUCCUCGUCCUCACGAGACGGACCAGGGACGUGGUUGUUCUUGCUCCGCGCAGGCCAUGGAGACGGAGACGCAGGACGGGGGGGAGGAGGGGAAGGAGGCGGCUUGUUGGCGUAGCGCUCCCGCUCCAUUUCGCGCAAUCUGAUCGCCUUGGGAGCUUCCUCCUCUGUAUCCUCGACGACUUGGUCCUGCGCUGCGUCGUGGUAGACAGAGGCCGCGACCGGCUCAGACUUUGCGCCGAGGGAGGGGCUUGUGGACAAGGUGGUGGGGAGACGGAUGGGCCAUUUGCCGAGGGCCGCGAGGCCGUGGGGGACGGGCUGGGGAAUCAGAGUCGCGCGGAUGUAGUGGUAAAGAAGAUCACGGUCUUCUUUGGGGAGGGCGGCGACGCGGGGUAGGUUGGCGGUUUGGGAACGGGCCUGGGUGAGGAUGUAUUUGAUGGCAUCCAUGUGCUUCUUGUUGAAGUGAAUGCGCCAGGCGAUGCUGUUCUUCAAGCGGUCGGCUGUGUCGAUGUCUUCGGGGUAGUUUUGGAAGGUGAUCUCGAUGAGGGUUCCGUUGCCGAUGAUGGAGUCGUCUUUGUCGACGUAGUGGUAGUACACUUGGCGGUUUAGGGAGGGGAGAUCAUCCUCCUGAAAGGAGAUGGCGAGAAGGACGUGAGACUGGUCCUUCUCGAGGUUGCAGUAGACAGACAAAUGACCCUUGCUUGCACGGCGACAGAGGGUAGUGUCGGGGCGCUGCUGGCGGUGCCAUUCGGAUUGGGGGCCGACAUGGAUGAAGCUGACUGUGUUUGUGGGGAAGGAGAUGAGGUAGGGAGGGACGAAGCUCCCAAGUGGUUGGUCCAUGGUGAGAAGGGUGUGGUGUCCUUGCUGUGUGCAGAUGAAGUGAAGGGUGCUGAUGAUGGAAGUGACGGAUUGGCGUCUCGUUUAGUGGACGGAGAGGGGAGAGUCUUAUACUUGAGAAUCCUUCAUCAUUUUGCAAGUCUAACAGAGGUGGGUGUGGCCCAUGACGGAUGUUGGCAAAGAUAGAAAGCAGGGAGAUCCGCAGCCAUCCUUUGCUUCCAACCCACCACAUCGUGGUACACCUCAGCGGAUAGAAGCCUACCAAUGGCGGAGUUGCAGGCGUAUAUGCUAGACAGCUUUGUCGAUGUCAAAGCAGGACAAACACCUGAACCUUUACGACUACUACAGAAAGGGUGUGGGAUUUUAAGCUCACUGACGUCAUGUGGGAUUUUCACUCACGACCAUCACGUCGACCUGCCUUCACAAGACAAACGGAGUCUAAGAGUUCAAGAGAUACAGUGAG
Molecule: messenger RNA, 5602 nt
Organism: Podospora pseudocomata
Lineage: Eukaryota; Fungi; Ascomycota; Sordariomycetes; Sordariales; Podosporaceae
Exons: 2
Coding region: 118-1983 (621 amino acids)
Molecular function (GO): flavin adenine dinucleotide binding; monooxygenase activity
Source: RefSeq, a predicted model, not a curated record